Molecule: messenger RNA, 1039 nt
Organism: Vigna angularis (adzuki bean)
Lineage: Eukaryota; Viridiplantae; Streptophyta; Magnoliopsida; Fabales; Fabaceae
Exons: 9
Coding region: 191-832 (213 amino acids)
Molecular function (GO): oxidoreductase activity
Source: RefSeq, a predicted model, not a curated record
AAAAACAAUAUAUUAUCGGGUUUGGGGUGGUUGGGUCUGAACAAACAACCUGGAAGGACGACUUUUGAACACGUUGGGGAACGAAAGGUAUUCUUACUUUACUUUUUAUCACUGCAAAUUUGUGGGUUCAUCAUUAUUCUCACGUCCCAUUUGCUUCUAGCUCAAAAGGUAUUGCAGAUACAGCAGAAUCAUGAGCGGGACAUCUGAAAAGAAACUUGUAAGAAUUGAUGUUAGUUCUGAUACUGUGUGUCCAUGGUGCUUUGUUGGCAAAAAGAACCUAGACAAGGCCAUAGCUGCCUCCAAUGAUAAAUACAACUUUGAGAUAAUAUGGCAUCCCUUUCAACUUAACCCUGAUGCCCCUAAAGAAGGCAUUGACAAGAGGGAGUAUUACAGAAGAAAAUUUGGAUCCCAAUCAGUACGGAUGGAAGCUCGGAUGUCAGAGGUGUUCAAGAAUGUUGGUCUGGAAUAUAGUUUGUCUGGACUCACGGGAAACACUAUGGACAGCCACAGGCUUAUAUAUUUUGCUAGACAGCAGGGUCUUGACAAGCAGCAUGAUCUAGUUGAAGAACUUAAUAUUGGCUAUUUCACACAGGGAAAAUACAUUGGUGACCAUAAGUUUCUUCUGGAAUCUGCUGCAAAGGUUGGUAUAGAAGGAGCAGAAGAGUUUCUUAAGGACCCCAACAAUGGUUUGAGGGAGGUGGAGGAAGAGCUCAAAACAUAUUCAGGGAACAUUACAGGAGUUCCAUAUUACGUGAUUAAUGGAAAUCACAAGUUGAGUGGUGGACAACCCCCUGAAGUCUUCUUGAGAGCUUUUCAGGUUGCUACAACUUGACUUUCAGCUUCAAUUUCCCUCUGUAGUAAGAAUCAAACCUUGGAAAUAAGAAAAUACUCUAUAAACUGUGAAACUCUUGCUUAUAUGAAGACAAUAUUCAGGUCUUUUUUAUUUUUACUAAAUCUGAAUUGAUAAUAUAUCAUUAAUAAUUCACAUUUGUAAUAUUAUUAUUAUUACUUGAUAAUGAGCUAUAGGUUUUUUUUGCUA